Planococcus citri (citrus mealybug) is the source of this 4917-nucleotide messenger RNA. RefSeq names its product O-linked N-acetylglucosamine (GlcNAc) transferase sxc (gene sxc). The record is from RefSeq and is a predicted model, not a curated record. Bases 1017 to 3662 code for a protein of 881 amino acids. Gene Ontology annotation, biological process: protein O-linked glycosylation. Gene Ontology annotation, molecular function: protein binding; protein O-acetylglucosaminyltransferase activity. The transcript has 13 exons. Lineage: Eukaryota; Metazoa; Arthropoda; Insecta; Hemiptera; Pseudococcidae.
ACUUGUCUUUUUCGGCGCGUCUGUAGUCGUUAAAUCGCACUAAUCGCGGUAGCUUUUCGUCGCUGCUUCGUAAUUCGGUCAAAAAACUCGCUCGCCGCGUAAUACGUACGUACGUAUUAUCGCUUCGUAGUAUCGCACUUUUGCGAUUCGCACCGCCGCCGCACCUCACCCUAGUCGAGUUAUUUUAAUUUUGUCAACAUUUUUUUCACCUUGUUUUAAAUUACCAUGUACCAUGGGGUUUUCCUCUCACGAUGAUCCGGCGAGCUUGUCGAGAUUUCAGUGCUGCAGAUUUGUGAACCGAUCGACGAGAGUGUUUGUGGCGACGGACGGUUUUGUUGUUUCAAGGUGAUUUCGAAAUCUUAUUCGAAGAAGACUUAAAAUUUAACGUAGAAAAAAAACGACUUAUACAUAAUGGUCUGGGUACCCCCCCGAAUUGAGUGUAUCUUUUUAUUUUGAAUCAAUGGACUCGCUAUCGCCAUAGCAACGGUAGCUGCUUUUAUAUUAAUAUUUUCGUUUUGUCGACAUUGUUGUGUAUACGUAUACACGUUUAUUUGACGACGACGGAGCGGUAUUCGUCGUGUUAUAUUCGGGCAGCCUGUUGCUUUUUUUCAUACUUUUAUUCCACCACGACGAUGUGCACUUAGUAGCUUUUCUUACCGGUACCUAUCCGUACCUAUAUACUUGGACCUAAAUUGACUCUUGCUACUUUAUGUGGUCAAUUAGAGUGAAAAUGUUCGUCUCAUUAUCGUCGACAAGGAGCACCCUCCUGUUCGUCGCAUCGUCGUUACGAAUUCGCUGCAAAAACGUCCUCGAGUUGUGUUGACGUAUACGACCGUGUCUGUGUGUAAAAUUUCGCCGCCGGUGGUGUUGGUUCGAUGAAGAUAACUGUUAAUCGUUUAUAGCAUCGACGAUGGACGAAGAACCUGCCUUUGUGGAAUGACGAUGACGAUAAGAUCUGAACUUUUGGAGAAGUGGCGACCGGCUCAGAUCGAGGUGUGCUGAAGUGUCAGGGUGCGAUGAGUUUGGGUGUUUUACGUACUAUCGUAACCCUAACGUAUUGGUAUUUUUGCUGUAUUGUGGAUAUUAGCGGUUGUUCCGUCGUCAUUACAUUAGUCGUGUUUGAUAAUAAGCUGAACUCUAAGAUGGAUUACCAAUGCAUUAUCGUGUACACGGUGAUUACCAUAUUACCGCCGAGAUACGAGUACGAUGAGCGUACCACCAGAAAUAGUUGUUUCGGAUGUAUUAAGCGGACUAUUAAAAGAGCUGUAGCAGCAUACUUACGGGCUCUCAAUUUAAGCCCCAACAAUGCAGUUGUCCAUGGGAAUCUGGCAUGCGUGUACUACGAACAAGGGCUUAUCGACCUUGCCAUUGACACGUAUCGUCGAGCUAUCGAGCUGCAGCCCAAUUUUCCGGACGCCUACUGUAAUCUUGCCAAUGCGUUGAAAGAAAAAGGGCAGGUAACCGAAGCCGAAGAUUGUUACAACACAGCCUUACGUCUAUGCCCGACUCACGCCGACUCGCUAAACAAUCUGGCGAACAUCAAACGCGAACAAGGAUACAUCGAGGAAGCUACUCGUCUGUACCUCAAAGCGCUGGAAGUAUUCCCGGAAUUCGCCGCAGCCCAUUCGAAUUUAGCCUCGGUGCUGCAACAACAAGGAAAAUUAACGGAAGCACUAAUGCAUUACAAAGAGGCCAUACGUAUUCAGCCGACGUUUGCUGACGCUUACAGCAACAUGGGUAACACGCUGAAAGAAAUGCAGGAUAUACAAGCUGCUCUGCAAUGUUACUCGAGAGCUAUCACGAUUAAUCCAGGUUUUGCUGACGCUCAUAGUAAUUUGGCAUCUAUACAUAAGGACUCUGGAAAUAUCCCCGAAGCUAUUCAAUCGUACAGGACAGCUUUGAAGCUAAAACCCGAUUUCCCUGAUGCGUAUUGCAAUCUGGCCCAUUGUUUGCAAAUCGUAUGCGAUUGGACCGACUACGACGCUAGAAUGAAGAAACUGGUCAGCAUAGUGGCCGAACAACUGGAAAAGAACAGACUACCUUCGGUUCAUCCUCAUCAUUCGAUGUUAUAUCCACUGACUCACGACUACAGGAAAGCUAUCGCAGCCAGACACGCUAAUUUGUGCAUCGAAAAGAUCCAAGUGCUGCACAAACCAACGUAUCAAUUUAGCAAAGAACUAGCCCCGAAUGGACGUCUACGGAUAGGUUACGUAUCCUCGGAUUUCGGUAACCAUCCGACCUCUCAUCUAAUGCAAUCGAUACCCGGAAUGCAUCGUCGACAGAACGUCGAGAUUUUCUGUUACGCCCUCAGCGCCGACGACGGUACCACGUUCAGAUCGAAAAUUGCUCGCGAAUCCGAACAUUUCAUCGAUUUAUCAGUGGUCAACUGCAAUGGUAAAGCAGCCGAUCGUAUUUAUCAAGAUGGUAUUCAUAUCUUAGUCAAUAUGAACGGGUACACGAAAGGAGCCCGAAAUGAGAUAUUCGCCCUCAGACCGGCACCAAUACAGGUAAUGUGGCUCGGUUAUCCUGGUACAAGCGGAGCUCCCUACAUGGACUACAUAGUCACGGACAAAGUAACCUCGCCUGUGGAAUUGGCGUCUCAAUAUAGCGAAAAAUUAGCCUACAUGCCUCACACGUAUUUCAUCGGAGAUCACAAACAAAUGUUCCCUCAUCUCAAAGAAAGACUGGUCGUCGCCGAAAAGGCUCCGAAUAAAGACGUACCGGCUGAUAACGUUGCCGUAAUAAACGCGACGGAUUUAUCACCUAUUCUGGAAAGCACUCAAGUCAAAGAAAUUCGAGAAGUCGUCUCGCCCGAGAUCACCGACAGCAAAUCAUCGAGACCGUUAGAAAUUAGCAUCAAAGUUGCCGAGUUACCUACCACUACACCGAUCGAAACGAUGAUAGCUUCUGGUCAAGUUCAAACUUCGGUGAAUGGUUUAAUUUUACAAAACGGACUGGCUACGAAUCAAACGCACGGUAAAGCAGCUACCGGCGAGGAAGUGCCUCAGAGUAUCGUUGUGACGAGCAGGCAACAGUACGGACUUCCCGAAGACGCGGUUAUUUAUUGUAAUUUUAAUCAAUUGUAUAAAAUCGACCCACCGACGUUGCAGAUGUGGGUAAACAUCUUGAAAGCAGUUCCUAAUGCGGUCAUUUGGCUGUUGAGAUUCCCGGCAGUAGGCGAAGCUCAUUUACAGGCCACCGCUCAGUCGCUGGGCAUCGCUCCUGGUAGAAUACUAUUCAGCAAUGUUGCCGCCAAAGAAGAACACGUGAGACGUGGUCAGCUAGCCGAUGUAUGUCUGGAUACACCGUUGUGUAAUGGGCAUACGACUAGUAUGGAUGUACUAUGGACUGGUACGCCGGUAGUGACGUUACCAGGUGAAACUUUGGCCUCUCGUGUAGCUGCUUCGCAGUUGGCCACUUUAGGUGUUCCUGAGCUUAUCGCUAGAACCAGAGAAGAAUAUCAAAAUAUCGCUAUUAGAUUAGGAACCGAUAAAGAAUAUUUGAAAGCCAUAAGAGCCGAAGUAUGGAGAGCAAGAGGCGAAAGCACCUUGUUUGAUUGCCAAUUCUACGCCAGAGGAUUGGAAAAAUUAUACCGAAUUAUGUGGAAUAGGUUCGCAGCCGGUAAAGGCGCCGAUCAUAUUUCAGCCAACGAUACUAACUAAGUUUUUAGCUGUCGCAGCUUCUUCAAGAUCCACAUUCAGGAUCUUGUUGCUCGAUCUUGACGUGAAAAAGUGACCAAAUUUUGAGUCGAUUUUAUGCACCCGGCACGACGGGACGAAUAUUUUCCCUCCUCGAGUUGUUAGUUUUAUAUAUUUUUCCAGCGUUAUUAUCAUUAUUUAUUUAUUCAAUUUUUUUUCCAAGGGAAAUUAGUUACAAUAUCGAAUUGUAUGAUUUUGUUUCUUUUAUUGUUGGUCGUUUGUAACGGGUUCUUAUCGUCGAUCGAACGAUAUGUUUUUAAUUGGCCGGUGUCUUCCUCUGUUGUUUUUUUUUCUCAUCGAGUAGAAAGAAUACACACGUCUUGUAAUUACAUUUUGGGAGAAAUACAAAGAAAAUGAAAACAGGAAAUCGAAAUGCGUUAAAUCGCCCUCAUCGCCCUCCUCCCAAUUCCAUCUUCUGCUCGUGUCGAGAAAUACCUACCUAUAUAAACAUAAAAUCGGUAUAAUUAUCUUGUACUAGUCAACCUCUUUACCCCCUUCCCUACUCCCCCGUCCCCCCUUCAUUCCCUUCCCUUCGCUCAUUCAGCGUAUGUUUUAUGUACAAUACGAAACUUCUCUCGAUGAUGACGAUGACGCAUUGAACGUGACUUGUAUUUGUUUGUAAAAGUGCCAUGGGAUUUUUUUAUUGCUCGAAAAAUUGGCAUUUUAAAGCGUACUAGUAGAAAGAAAAAGAAUAAAGAGAGAAAUGUAUCUACGAGUAGUGAUUUUAUUUAGAGCUAUUUCAGUAUAUGUGCUGCGAAUUAUUUCGAAGGAUUUUUACUUUUUAUUGGGAAAGUAUUCGUAAUGUUGAGCAUACGUUUUGUUUUGUUUUUUUGUAUAUAUAGACAAACACAUACCUCCUGUUUUUUUUGUAGGGUUUUUUAACCAAUAAGACGUCCUCCUCAGAGUAUUUUUUUUCUCAGAACUCUCGCGGAGUAGUAGAGACGAUGGAAUAUGUACAGCGCUUGUUUUUUUUUUUCAAUUUUAUCUUCUAUAUGCAUCAAAAUCCGCUUCCAAGAUACAUAUUUCGAACGUGGUACGAUUUAUUUUAUUGUAUAUUGAAGUAGGUGUUUUUAAAUGCGUGUAUAUAGGUUUUUAUCAUAUUCGAUGAAGUUUUUUUUCAUCUCGCAGUUUGUUGACUAUGUCCCCUGAUCCUGUUUUUUUGCCCCCUUUUCUGUUGUAUUUAUUAUUUGAGCAUUUGUAAAUAAAGAUUUUUAAAUUA